Molecule: messenger RNA, 852 nt
Organism: Colletotrichum phormii
Lineage: Eukaryota; Fungi; Ascomycota; Sordariomycetes; Glomerellales; Glomerellaceae
Product: 2OG-Fe(II) oxygenase family oxidoreductase
Exons: 1
Biological process (GO): peptidyl-proline hydroxylation to 4-hydroxy-L-proline
Cellular component (GO): endoplasmic reticulum
Molecular function (GO): L-ascorbic acid binding; iron ion binding; procollagen-proline 4-dioxygenase activity
Source: RefSeq, a predicted model, not a curated record
GCAAUCACCAACAUCCUGGGCCUAUCGGCUUACACAGCCCUCGUAGCAAUCUCCCUUCCUUACAUCCAACAACACAACAUCCCCUCCCGUCUCCAAACCUCCCUCAACAAGAUCCUCUCCCCGCCGACAGACGACACCUUUUCUGACCCCGAAGUCUCGACAACCGAGCCCUACAUCUGCCAAUCCCAGAACUACACGACGCAAAUCGUGUCCCUCGAUCCAUUGGUAAUCUACAUCCACAACUUUCUCUCUGAAGCAGACAUCACAUCCCUCCUCGAAGCAGGCGAGCCGGCCUUCAAACCCUCGUAUGUCGUCAAGAAUGGUAGAACGCAGGGAACACCGGAUAGAACUUCCUGGUCUGCUGGCUUACCUGCCGAUGACAUCGCCGUGCAGUGCGUAUUAGCCAGGGCAGAAGGGUUCUUGGGCACGAUGAUGGCGCCUGGACGAGACGAGAUUGGCCCGCCUCAAUUGGUGCGAUAUACAAAAGGCCAGAGAUUCAAUGUCCACCACGACUGGUACGAUGAUUUCCAACCCGACGUCAGAACCGGGCGAAGACGAAAAUGGAACCGGAUCGCGAGCUUCUUUGCGAUUUUGGAGGAUGAGUGUACGGGCGGUGAGACAUGGUUUCCCAAGAUCGAGGCCAUUACGCCGCAGCAUCGGAGGGUAGAUGAUGAGGGGACGAUGUGGAGGAAGCAUAACGAUGGUGGGAUCGCGUUUAAACCUGUGAAGGGCAAUGCCGUGUUUUGGGUGAAUUUGCAUGAAAAUGGGACGGGGGAUGGGAGGGUUGUGCAUGCUGGGUUGCCUGUUGGGGAUGGGUUGAAGACCGCGAUGAAUAUUUGGCCGAGGAGGUAU